AUGUCGAGUGAAACCGGACACAUUGCGCUGCCAUUGGAGGUGCCAUUGGCUGCGAGCCGCAGUUACUCUGGGCGUCGCUCGGUCGCCGUAACCGACGUGGUUAAAGGCGCCAUGCCUGACACUAUCGAGUCGCUCAGCGGCAAAACAGCCUCUCCUGGCUUCUCCGAAACCCCACCGGACAGCCCCACAGCGAGGACAGCACCUCUGGUGCCCGCGCCAGCACCUGCCGCCGAGAAGCGGCCUGCGAAGCUUGCGUCGAAGCUCCGCUCAUUCAAACCCUCGAUCCGGCGACGAAUCCUGGAGGCUACUGUCAGCACCGGCUCAGCAGCUGUGCCAGCUCCCGCGGUGCCGGCACAGACCCUAGGUGAUAGCAGCUCCCCCCACGUAGCCGGGAGCGGGGGCGACAGCGAUGGGACUGGCGGGGGACCCUCCACCAGUGGGAAAGCGCCCCAGGUGGAAGAAGCUUUUACCGACGCUCCGGCCGCCGCCCUAGAGGGCCAGCAGCCGAUUAUGGCCGAUGCCUCAUUGCAUUCACCUUUUCAGGCGCCACAGCCGCAGCAAGAACAACUGCAGCAGUUGAUGCAGUGCCGUUUUGCCUCCACAAGUGCGCUAUCGGCCAUGGCGGUGAGCAAGGCGGUUCACCGCCUGCAGCUGCGGCAGCAGCAGGAGAAGGCCGCUGCGCGAUACGCGCGGACCGCGCCGCACAUUCCCAAUGUCAGUGGCUCCGGGCUCCAUCACCAGUAUGCCUCCCCGCCACCACAUCAGCGUGAACCCGCGGCCGCUGCGUCGACGCAACGCGUGCUGUCUGUCGCUUCUGACGGCAGCAGCAGCAGCGGCUGUGGCGGCAGCGCAGCCGCCGUUGCCGUCGAGAGCAACGAGAGUGGCAUGUACUUACCGUACGGCAGUUCAAUGGGGGCGUUGCCACAGUCGCACCCGCCGCUGCAGCAGGGGUAUUCGCCAGCGCGUCGUCUGGGUUUUGGCAUGAACCAGUCGCGCUCCGCCAGCAGCAAUUUCGCCUUCCAGAAGGCCCAGUACGACGGUCACCGUAAUGCGCCUGCCGGCGCUGCUGACGGUGGCGACGCCGCGCCUGAUUCCGGCAGGACGUCAACUGCCCAGGCGACCAACGCUGACUUCGAUGAGUGGCUGGGUGCUGACGUUCCCGACAUGUCUCGUGGCCGCCUGACCCGCGUUGUCCCAACAGAUCUGGACCGCCGUAGCUCAAUGUCGUACACGGAAGGUCACAUCAGUGCGGCGGAGCGCCUGCAGGCGAUGGUUAGCAGCGCCGCAUCCGCGGGUGGGGACGAGGCUGCCUCCUACCUGCAGCAGCUCCUCAUCCCGGACAUGUCUUCAACCGCCUCCGUUGACCUCCACUACAGCAACAACAGCAACCCCGUCGCCAGCGUAGUCACGCUGGCGUACGGCAGCAGCAGCGGGCCUGCUGCAGCCUCGGCCAUGGCCACGCCCGUCCCCGGCGCUGGCGGCCUCUGGGGCUUGCUCCAGAACAGCAACAGCCCGCUGGCAUUCAGCGCCAGCGAGGAUACGGGCGGGUUCCUGCGCACCUCCCCGGCCACGCCGACGGUGACCUCAAAAAUUGCCGCAGCGGCGGCGGCCAUGGGCUGUGGGAGCAGUGGCAGCGCCCAUGUACGGCCCCUGUCAGCGCAAGGUCACUGGUUGAACGGCGACCGCGUGCCGCGCUCGUCCACGGGAUGCGGUAGCGGACACUUGAGCAGGCAAGGCUCCGUGACUUUCACCUCCCAGAGUGCUCAUUUUGGUGCUGCCCCGUCGCACUCUAGCGUUGUCGUGGGCGGUGCCAACGGCAGUGUCACCAGCGGCAGCGGCACCUCCUUAAUGCUGGAGCUGCCCACCAGCUCCUCCUGCCCUCAUGUCAACAAGACAGCGACACAGCUCGUAGAGGAGCUCCGGGAGCUCCACGCAACGGCGGUUGCGGCGGAGCCGCAGCCGCCCACACCGCAGCAGCAGCAGCUGCUGCUGCGCGACGAGCUGACAGCGGCCUUGUGGCGGCUCCUCCGCGCCAAGGACUCGGAGGCGGUUAGCUACCUGCUGGCUGUGGACCCCGCGUCGAAGCCCAACCGUCUCAUCGCGCCAAUGCUCGCGGAGAUGCGCAGCUGGGUGUACCUGAACAUGUGGUGA
This is a messenger RNA of Volvox carteri f. nagariensis, 2151 nucleotides long. RefSeq lists its product as uncharacterized. The record is from RefSeq and is a predicted model, not a curated record. Lineage: Eukaryota; Viridiplantae; Chlorophyta; Chlorophyceae; Chlamydomonadales; Volvocaceae. The coding region runs from base 1 to 2151 and encodes 716 amino acids. The transcript has 4 exons.